Molecule: messenger RNA, 552 nt
Organism: Plenodomus lingam JN3
Lineage: Eukaryota; Fungi; Ascomycota; Dothideomycetes; Pleosporales; Leptosphaeriaceae
Source: RefSeq, a predicted model, not a curated record
AUGGCCAGAUCAAAUGUCGUCCAAUCCUCUCAUCGCAAUCCUGUCCAUGAUUCAAAGAAACUGUUCUACACGCAAACACAACGAGCACUGUCAGAAAAGUCCGCAUGCGCCUUUCCACCGAGUCUUGACAUCACAUGGCUAAAGAUGUCUGGCAGACCCCGGGUGUGGCGCAAGACUUGCAUGCAACGUAUGCGGGACCGGGAGCCCCAACCCUAUCUCAAGCCUGACGAUCUGGAAGCGCCGCGAAUGAGUAGUGAUCGGGGAAAUCCCGUUCACUCUAGCGACCCUAGUCCGAAACGGAAGUUGUGUGCUUUCAUCAAAGACGAAGAGUUGGAGUCGAUGCGAGAAGUACGGGCAGAUACGCUACACAGCAGUGAACUCCCGGAUGAUGUAGAUACUUUGAGCCCAGUAGUAUUGGAUGAAUUGAUGACGGAUGCACAGACUCUUGAGCCCGCUUGGGCUGGGAACUACGCGAGAACCAAGACCGGCAUGUGGAUGGGGAAAGAAUGCCGAAAAUCCAUAUCCGUCUCUGCAACCUUCAUCAUUGCGUAG